GAACCUUCAAAUUUUUUCUUCCCAACUCCCGAAUCCAAAUAAUCACCAUGAAAUGAUAGAACCCAUUUCUCAUUUCAGUCAUUUCCACCCCAAAACCCUUCGCCUAAUCUUAACCCUAAUUCUCAUCCCACCCACCAUGAGACCCAUCUCUCCAAGAACCCUCUACCACUUCUCUUCCUCCUCGCUAUCUCCUCCUCCUCCUUUUCUUCAGAUUUCUCACUUUUCGACCUCUUCGUCAGCUCACCAUUUUCACAGUCACUCUUCUUUCAGACGCCACGAUGAGGAGGUUCGGAACGUGAGGAUUUUGGUUUGGUGGGACUUUGAGAACUGCCAUUUGCCGGCCGGCGUCAACGUGUUCAAGGUAUCACAUGCGAUCACCACGGCUAUCAGGACCAGUGGGAUAAAGGGCCCCAUUCAGAUCACGGCUUUCGGGGACAUGUUGCAGCUAUCAAGGGCCAACCAGGAGGCCUUGUCGUCUACCGGGGUCAAUCUUACUCACGUUCCUCACGGUGGAAAGAACAGUGCUGAUAGGUCUCUUCUUGUAGAUCUUAUGCAUUGGGUUUCUCAAAAUCCCCCACCAGCACAUCUUUUCUUAAUUUCGGGUGACAGGGAUUUUGCUACCAUUUUGCACAGGCUAAGAUUAAACAACUACAAUAUAUUGCUAGCAAGUCCAGAAAAUGCUCCUGGUGUCCUCUGUAGUGCUGCAAGUAUCAUGUGGCCAUGGCAUGCUUUGCUUACAGGUGAAAACCUCACUGGAAAGUAUUUUAACCAACCACCUGAUGGUCCCUAUGGUUCUUGGUAUGGCCAUUACAAGGUGCCUCUUGAAGACCCAUACUCGGUCAUUGAGCAGCCAGCAUGUUCACAGACUGAGAAGUUGUCUGAACCUGGUUCAGAAUCUAAGCCUCGUCCAAUUCCAAAUACGGUCAUGAAGCAAAUUCGUCAGAUAUUGAACUCACAUCCUAAAGGAAUCUCCACUACAGACCUUCGCAUGGAGCUUGGAAAAUGUAAUAUGAGUUUAGAUAGAGACUUCUAUGGGUAUAAAAAGUUUUCCCGCUUUCUUUUAUCAAUGCCCCAUAUUUUAAAGCUCCAAUCAGUAGGUGAUGGAAACUUUCUUGUACAUGGCGGAAGCACAAAAUCAUCUGAACCAUGUCAGUCCAAUGUAGGUAUGUCCACAGAGUCCAGUGGUGAUAAUGGAGGCUGGGAUCUCAGUUUAGCUUCACAGUUAGAUUAUGAAGACAAAUCUAUUAAUAUAAGUACAAAUGGAAAGUUGUCAUCACCUACAUCCCAUGAACCAAAUGUGGGAGACCCUAUAGAAUUGCAAUUGCCUUUUUCCCCUAAGUCAGAUGGGAAGUCACUAUUGGCUCCUUCCCCUGAGAAUGUGAAGUCUUCAGCAAAACCACAUCUUUCUCCGCUUGAUGAGAAGUCACUGUCCACUCCUUCCCCUGAUAAUGUGAAGGCUUCAGUGCCCAUGGAUGAGAAGUUUGUCAAAGUGGCUAAAAAUUUAGAUACUGAGCCUCAUUUUCCUCCGGCGGUUGCACAAGAUUCUGCAUCUGAGGUGGGUUAUUUUAAGAGGAUUUGGAGAAAAUGGUUUGGCUGUAGUGAUAAUGUUUCAGGGACUAGAAGUCAUGACAGUCCGGAAAAACAUUACACUUCUGAUAAUGUCACUGAGAAGGAAGAAGAUGACACCCCAGUGAAACAGUGUACUUCUGUUGGUAACUCUAGACAAAGAAAAGACAAGGAAAAGUCUGUGGGAUCAACGAGUCAAGUUGUUGAUCAAGCACCUCCUACUUCAUCUUCUUCAUCCUAUAAUGAAUCAGAUAAGGACAACGAAACUGCGACAAGAACAAGUCAAGGGAUUUUUGGUCAGAUAGUAAACUGGUGUAAAUUCCGGAGAAGUAUCCCAAGCUCUGAUAAAUUGAGUGAUCAAUCCUGUGACAGACCAACCCUGAUGAACACUCACUCUCAGGAACACAUGCUCUUUUUGACGGAUUCAUUUUGGGGCGGCAUGGAAUCUUUCAUGGACACACCUAAAGGAUCAGUUAUUGUUUCCGAAUCGAGGACCAGGGAACAUAUGGCACUGAAUCUUCAAAAGGAAGGACCUUUGUUUCUUAGAUCUCUCCACAAAGGUGAUCUCGUUCGCUUGGUAGAUUUGUUAACAUCAGAAAAGAAAUGGGUGGAAGGAAACCCCUCCCAGACGUCGCCAUUCAAACUCACCCAUUGUGAUGGAAAGAGUUCUCUAGAUCAUUCUAAUGUUACAAAUAGGUUGAGAUCCAUCUUUUUGAAUAAACCAUCACUGCAUGACAUACAGAGAUCACCAGAGCAUGAUGGAGAGGAAAAAUGUCGGAAUAUUCCUCACAGUGGAGUUUCACUACCUGCCAUUAAAAAGAAACCCUCCGACGGUUGUAGAAGUGAGAUAAUAGCAGACUGUCAAAAGCUUGUAAAUGAGAUAUUGAAGGAGUACCCAGAAGGAUAUAACAUGGCCUUAUUCCGAAAGUUGUUUCUCGAUAGAUACGGCUACCACCUUGAUUUGCCUAUGCUUGGUUAUCAAAAGUUGGCAUCCCUGUUGCAAACGAUGCCUGGAGUUAAACUAGCCUGCUUGUAA
Messenger RNA from Prunus mume (Japanese apricot), 2602 nucleotides. RefSeq lists its product as uncharacterized. Gene Ontology annotation, molecular function: RNA nuclease activity. Gene Ontology annotation, cellular component: peroxisome. The record is from RefSeq and is a predicted model, not a curated record. Lineage: Eukaryota; Viridiplantae; Streptophyta; Magnoliopsida; Rosales; Rosaceae. Gene Ontology annotation, biological process: regulation of gene expression.